AUGAAGUCAGCAAAAUCUCAUUUUUAUGCUUUCCAUGGAGACUGUCUCAAAUUUAAUGCGUCAAUAAACAGGUUUUGGGCUGAUCAAAGAAGUGGUGAAAAUGAUGCAAUUGUUUUGCAGAAUGCACUAAUGGAGUGGAAUAGCGAGGGGAAAAAGAAAGGUGGCUUUAAAUGGCUUCAUUGCUCUGAGGUAUUAAAAAAUAAUGCCAAAUUUGAUGGAGCAUCUCAGACAUCUCGAGGAGGAAAGAAAGCUAGAAUAUAUGAUACUGGAGAUCACACUUCUGGCUCUGGCCAAGAUGUCGAGCCUAGUGGCGAUGGUGAGGACAGAUAUGUACGUCGACCAGUUGGCCAAAAAGCAGCAAAGGCUGGGAAGAGAAAGGGAAAAGCAACUGCAGGAGGAAGCACCGGUCCAGAUGUUGAACGUCUGUUGGCUGAGAUUGGUCAGGUUAAAGAAAUUCAUCUGAAGAAACAAAAAGAUUUGGAAAAGCUAGUUCGUAUAGAGUCAUGGAAGACGUACAGAGAAAUGAUAAAGGAGGAUACUUCAACCAUGACAGAAGAAGAAUUGCAAGGCCACCAAGGACUUCUUGCGGUGCUUAAAGAAGAGCUGAGUCUCAACUGA
This is a messenger RNA of Striga hermonthica, 618 nucleotides long. The record is from the annotation of a GenBank genome assembly. Lineage: Eukaryota; Viridiplantae; Streptophyta; Magnoliopsida; Lamiales; Orobanchaceae.